Messenger RNA from Fusarium venenatum, 705 nucleotides. The record is from RefSeq and is a predicted model, not a curated record. NCBI's taxonomy places the organism in Eukaryota, Fungi, Ascomycota, Sordariomycetes, Hypocreales, Nectriaceae.
AUGCGCUCUUUCGUUUUGAACAAUGUCGGAAUGAAAUAUUUGAGCGCCUGCUGGCAAGAUUCUUGUCUGACUUUAUUCGCCCACUAUCCCGAUUCGUCAGAGAUACAAUAUCAAGACUAUGGCAACUGUGGUGAUACUUGUUUUAGCGACCCUACAUGGCUCCACUUUGUCCUUGAUGAGAGCGAACGGAUCACAGAGAUCUGGCGAUGGCAAAAGCAUUCCCGGAGAAGUGACAUUGUAGGUGAAUCUGGUCUAUCGGCCCACAGACUAUUAAGGAAGCACGGGACUGAGAUUACCUCAUCAAUCUCCCUGUUGGAGAACCAUCUACUAUCUACUUUGAUGAGUCACGGAGGUGUGUCAACUAAUCAGCCUUUCAUGCUGACUGGCUUAUCAACUAUCACUCCUUGUUGGCUCAAGGAAAAGUACGGGAAGCAUAUGAUCGGCUUUGUUUUCGUCUACGGGGAUGGCUGUGUGCGUACUAUUGGCCAAGUGCGGUUGGAUUCUUUAGCUAAACCAAUCGAUAUUACGGCCAGCUCUGGUAUGUCACUGAAAGAAAGGGGAAAGUACAGCCGCAAAAGUAUCGUGGAUGUUAAGAUUAGUACUCGGAAAGUUGAAGCAGAAGGAUGGAGAUGGUUUCCAUGGAAGGGGAGGAUGACUUGGUGGGAUCGACCUUGUGGAGGAGUCCGCCUUUUUCACGAAGUCUAA